AUGGACGUCCCUGUAGCUGCCAAUGUGCUCGGUACUCUCGGAGCUGUAUGUUGGUCUGUCCAGCUCAUCCCUCAAAUCAUCAUAAAUUACCGUCGCCACAAUGCCACCGGCCUCCAACCCUCCAUGAUGAUGUUCUGGGCCUGGGCAGGCGUGCCCCUCGGCGUCUACAACAUAACCUCCGCCUUCAACAUCGCCCUGCGCGUUCAACCCCAAAUCCUUUCGUGUCUGUCCCUAAUCACCUGGAUUCAGGUCUACUACUACGAGAAAAAGUGGUCUGUAUACCGCAGUCUGCUGGUUGUGGUGCCUAUUGCUUGUUGUAUGGCUGGCAUUGAAUUAGGUCUGAUAUUUGCUUUGCGGCAUGGUAAAGAAAAAGGAAUCGACUGGCCGCAAACAUUGAUGGCGGUGCUUGCAGCUGUGUUUCUUGCUUGUGGUGUUUUGGCACAUUAUUGGGAUAUUUACACUCACAAAACGGUCAGAAAUAUCUCGUUUACGUUUUGCUUUAUCGAUGCCAUGGGAGACUUGACAUCCCUGAUUUCGGUGUUUUUCCAGCCGAGGCUGGAUGUUUUGGGUAUUGUGAUCUAUGGUGUUGAGUUGGUGCUUUGGUUGGGGAUUUUUGCUUGUGGGGGAUAUUACAAUCUGAGACCUUGGUUGAGCGAGAAGAGGUCGUCGGCAACACGGCACGGUUCUGAGAACACAAGGGAAGGUACUGGAGAGGGUGUUCCGUUGCACGACAUGCCGUCUUCUACUUCGGCGUUCAGCACUUCUUCUGCGAACAUGGAGGCAAGUGGCUUGCGUGAUAGACACACCGCUACAAGCUCGCAAGCAUAA
This is a messenger RNA of Aureobasidium melanogenum CBS 110374, 828 nucleotides long. RefSeq lists its product as uncharacterized. NCBI's taxonomy places the organism in Eukaryota, Fungi, Ascomycota, Dothideomycetes, Dothideales, Saccotheciaceae. Bases 1 to 828 code for a protein of 275 amino acids. The record is from RefSeq and is a predicted model, not a curated record. The transcript is spliced from 3 exons.